UUGUUCUGCCCUAUCUGAUUGUCUCGUUACAAUGUCCUUCGGAGAUAGCACAACUUCAAUGGAGAAUAAACCGAGUUCUGAUCAUUUCCACCAGUCUCAAUGGCUUCAAGCAACUAUAUCAGAUUUGGAUGAGAAAAUGAAGGCCAUCGUGACCAUUUUAAAAGAGGACCAUUGUUCAGAUCAAGGAGCUGACAUGCAUCAGAAAGGGAGAAAAGAUCUCAAACAGAUGCUCGAAGGGUUAAGCAAAUCUUACCAGGCUUUAGCCAUAGCAUAUGACCAAUUGAAGUCUGAAACAUCCAAUACUUCUCAUUCAGAGUCCUCUUCAUUUUCUAAUAAAACAAUAACCCUCUGUGCUACCUGCAAUGAAAAAGCAACAAGCAACAUACGAGGCCGAAACCUCGAGGAUGGCUUCAAAUGUCAUCUAAAAUCUAUCGUCAAAGGUCCUGAUAUAAAAUUUGAUGGUAUAGACGUUAAUUAUGGGCAAAUGAAAAGGCUAGAAGGUGUUCAUGGACUGAUAUCAGCUGUUAAGCCAAGCAGCGUGAUCUGUAAAGCAGGAUUAGAAUGCAAAGGCACUCUAGAAGAAGAAAUAAUGACCGAUUCUUCCACCAACGAAAACUUCCUUUCGGAGAUUGAGGGCCUUGAAUCAAGUCAAACGAUUGAAGAUCCAUCAAUGAGUCGUUGCAGAUUUGGCAAAAUAUGGUCCGGCCUAGAUUUUCAAAUUACACAACUUGUAGAGGAUAAUCUGCAACAGCUGGUAGAGUUGGUGAGAAGAAAUGAUGAGAAGAGGGAAACCAUUAAAAAGCUCCAAUUAGACAUUGAAGCAUUGAAACGCGAGAACGAGGUCCUUCAGAUUUCUUCCAGAUACUCAAAUGCUGAUUCAGAACAUGACCAACCACAGACUUCAAGACGUGGAGGAAUAUCGGUGAGCAAGCUCUUCAGAGGCUGUUCUCCAUGAUAUCUUGUUCCAAGCAACAAAAUGGUUAUGAUAUAUUCUAGAAGAACUUCACCAAUUUUCCCACAAGCAAAUAACCAUUCGUGGUAUUGAGGGCAUUAUAGUUUACUACAAAAUUUUCUGGUUUUUGGCGAUGAUUUCAACAUAAAUGAAUGACGAGUUAGCAAUAAAAUUCUACCUUUUGGAA
Prosopis cineraria is the source of this 1139-nucleotide messenger RNA. Its product is annotated as protein NETWORKED 3A-like. The transcript has 2 exons. Bases 32 to 955 code for a protein of 307 amino acids. The record is from RefSeq and is a predicted model, not a curated record. NCBI's taxonomy places the organism in Eukaryota, Viridiplantae, Streptophyta, Magnoliopsida, Fabales, Fabaceae. Gene Ontology annotation, molecular function: actin binding.